Molecule: messenger RNA, 2334 nt
Organism: Clupea harengus (Atlantic herring)
Lineage: Eukaryota; Metazoa; Chordata; Actinopteri; Clupeiformes; Clupeidae
Source: RefSeq, a predicted model, not a curated record
GCUAAGUGGGCGAACUUGAGCAUCAUAAAAUUGUAAAUGUGUCAUGUGGACAAAUAACUCCAGUUGGAAGACGUGGAAGGUUUUCACAAAACUCACGUUGCCAAGGUGUGUACGUGUGGGGCAAAUUGGUCUUAACCACUGGACUAUGAGAGCGUGCCGCCUGUCCCGUGUCCCAGCAAGUCUUCAGUAGUUUUAUGAUGGACGAGUCAAAUCAGAACCCACAGUGCUAUUGUUACAAGUGCCCUAUUCAUCAAACAGGGUUACCUGAUGAGGGACUUAGGAUGAGAACUACACAUAGCAGUGAUAACAGAACUAGGCAGGCAGUCAGUGAGAACAGUCAACCAGAAUAUCUGUUGGAAGAGAUCUGUAGACCUGAGGAAGUAGAAGGCUUGCAAGCCAAAAGGUGUGGAAAUAGACUGGUAGAAAGGUUGGAAGGGUGUCCAAAGCCUUCUGCAGGGCAGUACCGCUUGACUUUGGGAGGUGUCAAACACCAUCCCCAGCACAGGAGGGGGGGCCCAUCAUCUGACUCCUCAUCCCCUAAUUCUAAAAGCCAGAUGUCUGAGGCAGCCAAAACUGGAGGACUUCACUCUCCCUCUAAGAUUAAUGAUGAUUUCCAAUUCAGUAAGCAAAAGAAGGAUGACUACAGAUCACCACAGAAUCUGAAGAGAGAACACAAGCAAACACAGACAGGCUCGACGACAGGUAUACAGGGGAGAGACUCAACUGAUGCUGACAGACCAGCGUCCACAUUCCUCGAUGUGGCGUGUCAGACAAACAUCCGCAAAGUGAAGUCCACUCGAGGCUACCGCCCAGGAUAUCCAGGGACAGGCAGAGAGAGGAAAGCCUCUACGGCAGUGAACUACACUAACACGUCUAACCAUCUCAAAGAGACUGACGAUGAGGUGAACUACACUAACACGUCUAACCAUCUCAAAGAGACUGACGACAAGAAUGCCUGUCGCCAUGAGGGGAGCUGUGUGCGCCGGCUUGCAGUGUUCACUUUGGCGGUUGGAGCCAUAGGCUUCUUAGCCAUGAACCACCAGAAGUACCUGAAUCGACAGUAGACCACACCUCUCCAACUUGUACUAAUGUAUGAGACCACUGUUUUCCUACCAAUACAUGAACUAAGACAACAACAUGGGAAGUGCUGACUGUGUUCAUGUUAGAAGUGAUGGGGGACCAGACCAGGCAAAUGGCUCCAUCUAGUGGGGAAGAUGUGCAACUAAGUCUGAAUAAUGACAUUGCAGUAUUUGUAUUCAGGACAAUAAUUUAUAAAAGCACUACAAAAUUGAUGACAUAACAGCAGUUGUUGAAUUUCAGCUCAAAAUUGAUGAAAAGUGAAAUAGUCCACAAGACUAUAGUCAGGCCUGAGGCACAUGAGUAAAGUUGUACUGCUGUCCCCUCUGGAAAUAUGUUGCGCCUGUAGAACUAACCACUAGACAAAUGUUUGUUUUUUAAAUGUGAUCUAGAGAAAACCAGAGAGAGUGAAAUAGUGGAUGAACACAUGUGUCUCAUAGUCACACACACACAGAUUUAUAACUCAAGUGCCACGUCUGGCAGAGCGGUGAUAAAUAUAUACCUGACUGCUGGGAAGUUGAGAGUGAGGAGCCCCUGCAGUACCAAGGGCACAGAACAUUCCCUUCAGACAGAGUUACCUCAAAGCUUGGCAUUGCAUGUGAAUGCACCACAUCAUACUGGGCCAUAAUGUCCCGCCACCACUCUCAGACCCUGUCUGUGACCCUGCUCCAAAGUGGAUCUGAUCCAGAGGCAGCUGGAUUUGAACGUGUGAUCAGAAUGUUGCUAUCUAAACGUUCCAUUUGAUGAUGUAGUAAUUAACUCAAGCCAUGGUUAUGAAUGGCAGUUAAUGUGUUAAUUCUGGAAUUACUUUUUCCAGAAUUUACCAGAUAUAGGUAUUUUUGAGAACAGAUUUCUGCUUAUGUGUAUGUGUAGUGUACGUGUAUAAAUAAGUGUGUGUGUGUGUGUGUGUGUUCCUAUGGUGGGGGUUGGGUACAGAUGCCAGUGUGUUGGUGUGUGAGGUCUCAUGUAGCUAGAACAUGCUCAGUGAAGCCUUACAUAACGACCGUCUACAGACUCUACCCCACCUCCCCCAACAAACCCACGUUCCUAAUAUUUGUCAAUACCACUGCAAGGCUGCUAUUUUAUGGUGCCAGUCGUUAGGUCAAAUGUAAGCCUUUAACAGCCAGAACAUACUAUGUAUUCAUUAGUCUAUUUUGUGUGCAAAAUGUCUCUUCAUUUCCAAAAUGGUUACUGAUAUGUGAAGUUGUGAAUGUCUGGGAGUGUGUUUAUGUGUGUGCGCCUGUGGGUGUGAGUGUA